AUGCUGAAACUACGUAACAACAACAACAACGACGAUGAGGAUGAGGAGCAUAAAAAAAUAUUUCAAGAGGGUGAACAAUUUUGUGUGCAAGUGUAUGUGUUAAUGAAAUUUAAUGUGCAACAACGACGACAACAACAGCAACAAAAAGUUGCUGUUAAUUUGCAUGAACAUUUUCUGGGCCAUAUGUGGCAAGGCAGUGAUGUGUCUCUUCCAGUUCACAACAGUCUCACACCAUCCUCACCGUCAGCAACCUUUUUCAAUACACCCGCCACACUUCUAUUCACCACCUAUCACGAUAUCCAGGUGGCGAAUAUUACCAAACCCACCGGUGCACCACAAGUCGAUGUCUUGGUCAAAGAUUUAACCGAAACAAUGGCCAUCGAUUUUUUCUAUGCCAAAAAUUUGGUAUGCUGGACCGAUUGUGGCCGCGAAACGAUCGAAUGUGUCAAUACAAAUACAACGGGCCCCAUAUUGAAGGCUCCCAAACAAACUGUGAUAUCAACGGGACUGGAUAAACCUGAAGGCUUGGCCAUUGAUUGGUUUACGGAUAAAAUCUAUUGGACUGAUGGUGAAAAGAAUCGCAUCGAAGUGGCAACACUGAAUGGAAAAUAUCAAAAGGUUCUGUUUUGGACAGAUCUCGAUCAACCGCGUGCCAUAGCCCUGGUGCCGAGUAAGAAAUUUCUCAUUUGGACCGAUUGGGGUGAAUAUCCGAAAAUCGAGCGAGCCAGUAUGGAUGGUGAUCCGACAUCGCGUAUGACCCUGGUCAAGGAUAAUAUCUUUUGGCCCAACGGGGUAACUGUGGAUUUGAAAAAUGAUUUGAUAUAUUGGGCCGAUGGUCAUUUGAAAUUUAUCGAUGUCAUGAAAUUGGAUGGCAGUAAUCGGAGGACGGUGGUCAACAACCUGAAGUACCCCUAUAGCAUAACCUUCUUCGACAAUCGUUUGUAUUGGACAGAUUGGUCUCAGGGGUCUUUGAAUGUGUACGAUUUGAUUUCAUGGGAAAUGAAGGAACUAAUUGACACGCCUGAGGCCCCGAACUCGGUUAGGACAUGGCAUCCUUCACUGCAGCCGUAUGAAGACAACCCUUGUGCCCAUAAUAAUGGCAACUGCAGCCAUUUGUGCCUGCUCAGUACCAAUGCCCAGGGUUAUAGCUGUGCCUGUCCGACGGGUGUGAAACUGAUAUCCCACAACACCUGUGCCAAUGGUUCCCAGGAAAUGUUGUUCAUUGUCCAGCGAGGGCAAAUUUCCAAGAUCUCCUUGGACUCACCGGAUUUUACAAUUUUUCCCCUGCCCCUGGGUAAGGUGAAAUAUGCCAUUGCCAUAGAUUAUGAUCCGGUGGAUGAGUAUAUUUAUUGGUCUGAUGUGGAGGCCUAUACCAUAAAGCGAGCUCAUCCUGAUGGUACGGGUAUCUCGGAUUUUGUUACCUCCGAGGUGAGGCAUGCAGAUGGGUUGGCUGUGGAUUGGUUGGCAAGGAAUCUCUAUUGGACUGAUACGGUAACCGAUCGUAUUGAGGUAUGUCGAUUGGAUGGUUCUGCCCGCAAGGUAUUGAUUUAUGAGUACCUCGAAGAACCCAGGGCAAUUGCAUUGGCUCCCACUUUAGGGUGGAUGUUUUGGAGCGAUUGGAAUGAAAAGAAACCGAAAGUGGAGAGGGCCUCUCUCGAUGGUUCUGAGCGGGUGGUGUUAGUAUCCGACAAUCUCGUGUGGCCUAAUGGCAUUGCCCUGGAUAUUGAGGCCAAAACGAUUUAUUGGUGUGAUGGUAAAACGGAUAAAAUUGAGGUGGCCAAUAUGGAUGGCUCCGAUCGCCGAGUGGUUAUCAGUGAUAAUUUAAAACAUUUAUUUGGCCUCAGCCUCCUCGAUGAUUAUUUGUAUUGGACCGAUUGGCAAAGGAGAUCCAUUGAUAGGGCCCAUAAAAUCACAGGGAAUAAUCGUAUCGUCGUGGUGGAUCAAUAUCCUGACCUCAUGGGGUUGAAGGUAACACGCCUGCGAGAGGUGAAGGGCACCAAUGCCUGUGCCGUGAGGAAUGGUGGCUGUUCCCACCUUUGCCUGAAUCGUCCCAGUGAUUAUGUCUGUCGUUGUUCCAUUGAAUAUGAAUUGGCGAAUGAUAAGAAGACCUGUGUGAUACCCGAGGCGUAUUUACUAUUCUCGAAGCAGGAAUAUAUCGGACGGAUUUCCAUUGAGAAUAAUGAGGGGAACCAUAAUGAUGAGAAAAUACCCUUCAAGGAUGUUCGCUAUGCCCACUCCUUGGAUGUUGAUGUGGCCGAUAAACGGAUCUAUUGGACGGAUCAGAAAUCGAAAUGUAUUUAUCGAGCCUUUCUCAACGGGUCCUAUGUCCAAAGGAUUGUCGAUGCGGGUAUAAUACGCCCGGAAGGUAUUGCGGUGGACUGGUUGGCCCACAACAUCUUCUGGACAGAUUCGGAGGCGAGACGCAUAGAAGUGGCACGUCUAGAUGGCAGCAGUCGAAGAGUAUUGCUGUGGAAAGGUGUGGAGGAACCGCGCUCCUUGGUGUUGGAACCCCGUAAAGGGUAUAUGUAUUGGACAGAAUCUCCCUCAGAUUCUAUACGGCGGGCAGCCAUGGAUGGUUCGGAAUUACAGACAAUUAUUUCAGGGGCCAAUCAUGCCACCGGUUUGACACUGGACUCAGAGACUCGCCGUCUCUAUUGGGCCACACAAUCAAGGCCCACCAAAAUUGAAUCAGCCGAUUGGGAUGGUAAAAAGCGACAAGUCCUCGUCAGCACGGAUAUUGAUGAACCUUAUGCGGUCUCCCUCUAUCAAGACUAUGUCUACUGGAGUGAUUGGAACACGGGAGAUAUAGAGCGAGUGCACAAAAUCACUGGGCAAAAUCGAAGUCUCAUACACAGUGGUAUGACCUACAUAAGUUCCUUGGUGGUGUUCUAUGGUCAGCGGCAAUCGGGCUCGAAUCCCUGUAUGUUUAAUAAUGGUGGUUGUUCGCAUCUAUGUUUACCUCUACCGGGUAGGCGAGGUAUGACAUGUGCCUGUCCCACCCAUUACACCCUGGCCAAGGAUGAGGCCUCAUGUAUUCCACCCAAAAAUUAUAUUAUCUUUAGUCAACGUAAUAGUUUUGGACGUCUCAUGCCGAAUACCACAGAUUGUCCGAAUGUUCCGCUGCCAGUGACGGGGAAAAAUAUUCGCGCUGUGGAAUAUGAUCCCAUCACACAUUUUGUUUAUUGGGUGGAAGGCCGUAGCCACAGCAUUAAAAGGGCCUUGGUAAAUGGCACCCGAGCCUCGGUGCUGGUGGGUUCUGGUUCUCAACCCUUUGACAUUGCCAUUGAUGUUAUUGGCCGUUUACUUUUCUGGACCUGUUCUCAUUCCAACAGUAUUAAUGUAACGAGCUUUACCGGAGAUGCCAUUGGCGUAAUUGAUACCGGUGAUUCGGAGAAGCCCCGCAACAUCGCCGUUCACUCUAUGAGACGUUUGUUGUUCUGGACAGAUGUUGGCAGUCAACAGGCCAUUAUUAGGGCCAGAGUAGAUGGCGCCGAACGUGUGGUAUUGGCUUUUAAACUGGAGGGUGUUACAGCCCUGGCUGUGGAUCAACAGACGGAUAUGAUUUAUUAUGCUCAUGGCAAGCGGAUUGAUUCCAUGGAUAUUAAUGGGAAAAAUAAAAAAAUCUUAGUUUCCACUCACAUAAGUCAGGUGAUUUCCAUUGCUGCCCUGCAGGGUUUUGUCUAUUGGCUGGAUGACAAAACGGGAGUUGAGAGAAUCACCAUUAACGGUGAUGGCCGGCGAGCGGAAAUGCAGCGAAUGCCCCAAAUCACAGAUAUUGUGGCGGUGUGGACUCCUGAAUCGAAGUUGUUUAGAAAUCACACUUGCCUACAUGCCCGCACGAAGUGCUCACACAUUUGCAUAGCCUCCUCGGAGGGUCGAAGUCGGGAGAUAUGUUCCUGUCCGAAGAAUUUAAUGUUACUCGAAGAUGAACAAAGUUGUGGUGCCUUGCCGGCAUGUGGCCCCGAUCAUUUCACCUGUGCUGCACCUGUGGCGGGAGGUAGUGGAGCCAACACUGAUAUGAAUAAAGAUUGUAUACCCGCUUCGUGGCGUUGUGAUGGACAAAAUGAUUGUCCUGAUAAAUCGGAUGAGGUCGGCUGUCCCUCAUGUCGGCCGGAUCAGUUUAGUUGCCAGUCUGGGGAAUGUAUUGACAAGGCCUUGGUUUGUGAUGGCACCACCAAUUGUGCCAAUGGCCACGAUGAGGCUGAUUGUUGUAAGCGGCCUGGAGAGUUUCAGUGUCCCAUUAAUAAGCUCUGCAUUUCAGCGGCCUUGUUGUGUGAUGGCUGGGAACAAUGUGCCGAUGGUGCAGAUGAAUCUGCUGAUAUUUGUUCUCAAGCCAAUACCCGGCGCAUGGCCCCCUCUUCGGAUAAAAAGGCUUUUAUGAUACUGAUUGUGGCCACCAUGAUUACCAUCUUCUCCAUUGUUUAUCUUUUGCAAUUUUGCCGUACCCGGAUUGGUAAAAAUCGCAAUGAACCCAAAGAUGAUCAGGCCUCAGAUCCAUUAUCCCCAUCAACAUUGAGUAAAUCCCAAAGGGUUUCGAAAAUUGCCUCUGUGGCCGAUGCUGUACGCAUGUCCACAUUGAAUUCAAGGACAAGUAUGAAUUCUUAUGAUCGCAAUCAUAUCACCGGGGCCUCAAGUUCCACCACAAAUGGUUCCAGCAUGGUUGCCUAUCCCAUUAAUCCACCACCAUCACCGGCCACCAGAUCUCGUCGACCAUAUCGCCAUUAUAAAAUCAUCAAUCAACCACCACCCCCUACACCCUGUUCCACAGACAUUUGCGAUGAAUCGGACUCAAAUUAUACCAGUAAAUCGAAUAGUAAUAAUAGUAAUGGUAAUACCAAAUUAUCCUCAUCCUCGGCAAAUGCCAACUCUUGUCAAUAUGGUUAUGAUAGUGAACCAUAUCCUCCGCCGCCCACACCACGCUCCCACUAUCACAGUGAUGUACGGAUAUUGCCCGAAUCGUCAUGUCCACCCUCGCCUAGUUCACGUUCCUCAACAUAUUUUUCACCGCUGCCACCACCACCCUCACCGGUACAGUCACCGAGUAGGGGGUUCACGUAACAUUUCGAAAUUUUUAUGUAAUUUUUUCC
Musca vetustissima is the source of this 5087-nucleotide messenger RNA. RefSeq names its product low-density lipoprotein receptor-related protein 6 (gene arr). Gene Ontology annotation, molecular function: protein binding. The record is from RefSeq and is a predicted model, not a curated record. The transcript is spliced from 7 exons. The coding region runs from base 1 to 5058 and encodes 1685 amino acids. Lineage: Eukaryota; Metazoa; Arthropoda; Insecta; Diptera; Muscidae.